Macroventuria anomochaeta is the source of this 557-nucleotide messenger RNA. Its product is annotated as splicing factor 3B, subunit 5. The transcript has a single exon. Gene Ontology annotation, biological process: mRNA splicing, via spliceosome. The coding region runs from base 86 to 343 and encodes 85 amino acids. The record is from RefSeq and is a predicted model, not a curated record. Gene Ontology annotation, cellular component: U2 snRNP; precatalytic spliceosome. NCBI's taxonomy places the organism in Eukaryota, Fungi, Ascomycota, Dothideomycetes, Pleosporales, Didymellaceae.
CUCUACCUCUCCCUCUCCCCGUCACCCAAUCUCAACGUCCACAACACCGACCAAACCCCCCACACAUCCCCACGCCUCUCACACCAUGGCCGACAAACUCCGUGCACAGCAACAACUCGAAGCGCUGCAAGCGCGCUACAUCGGCAUCGGGUCCGCAGACACGACAAAACACGAAUGGACAUCGAACAUCGCGCGCGACUCGCUUUCCUCGUAUGUUGGCCACCCGCCGCUGCUGCAGUACAUGAGUAUUGGGCUGGGACAGCCGAGGGAGAAGACGAGGGUGCAGCUGCUGGAGAGAAUGGUGAGGCCGGUUGGACCGCCGCCUGCGGUGAGUGAACUUUGAGGAGGAAUGGGGAGAGGGAUAUCGGCUGAUCAGGCACAGAACCAGGACUGAGGCACUCGGGAAACUUGAGAAGUUUCAAAGAAUCUGUAGGAUGGUUAGGCUAUGGAGACGACAAUACCCACCAGCGGACGCCGCGAUGGACCAGCGCGGGCAGAAAGGACAGGAAGGAGGGCGACACAGAACAGACCUUGGUCACUUGGGUUCGUGGUCGCUA